Molecule: messenger RNA, 399 nt
Organism: Boeremia exigua
Lineage: Eukaryota; Fungi; Ascomycota; Dothideomycetes; Pleosporales; Didymellaceae
Exons: 2
Coding region: 68-295 (75 amino acids)
Source: RefSeq, a predicted model, not a curated record
CUGUACCUUCGCACCAUCCGUCCCAGCAAUCGCGCUCACCUGCAAACAGCCAUCAACAUCUCUCAUCAUGCUAUGCCGCAACCCAGCAGGAUGCGUAACAACGGUCUUGGCUUUAUUACGUUCCGCCCGUAUUUUGAUGCUCCUUCCUAAGGCGGAUAGUGAGCACCAAGCGUGGCGCUGGCUAGAAUGCUUACCUCUCGGGCCAGCUAACCCAAUACGGCCAGCCGUAGAACAAUCACCUUCGAUGGAGUUUCGACCAGGUCCAAAGCGUCCACACCCCGCGCGUGCUAAUUAAUGAACACCAUAUUUUCUGUCCAUCGGUGCGGCGACUUGCGACAGUUACGUUUCAUUGAAUCCAACUGUCACGGGUCGUCCUUACCUAGCUCUGUUCAAGGAGGA